AUGCGGCUGGCGCUGCUCUGGGCGCUGGGGCUUUUGGGUGCCGGCAGCCCUUUACCCUCCCGGCUGCUCCGAAAUAUAGGUGACACUGAGGAGCAGGAAAGGCCAGCAAGGGCACUGAGUGGUCCCUUGGAGCCUCAGAUCCUUCAGGACCACCUCAUGCUUAGCCUAGCUGAGGUGCUUCAGACCAGUCAGCCUGAGGCCCUGAAGAUCAAAUUGGAGCUGGACGGUGAAAGUCAUAUCUUGGAGCUGCUACAGAAUAGGGAGGUGGUCCCCAGCCACCCAACCCUGGUGUGGUACCAGCCUGAUGGCACUAGGGUAGUCAGUGAGGGAUAUAUGCUGGAAAAUUGCUGCUACCAGGGAAGCGUGCGAGGCUAUGCAAACUCCUGGGUUUCCAUCUGCACCUGCUCAGGUCUCAGGGGCUUAGUGGUCCUGUCCCCAGAGAGAAGCUAUGCUCUGGAGCUGGGGCCUGGGGACCUUCUGGGUCCCCCUGUUAUCUUCCGGAUCCAAGACUUCCUCCUGCCAGGCCACACCUGUGUCCUGAGCUGGGGUGCAUCUGUGCCCACUCAGGCUCCACCAGAGCACCCCCCGAGACAGAGCCACACUCGCCGGUGGAGGCGGGAUGUGGUGACGGAGACCAAAAUUAUUGAGCUGGUGAUCGUAGCCGACCAUUCGGAGGUCCAGAGGUACCCAGACUUCCAACACCUGCUGAACCGCACACUGGAAGUGGCCUUCCUCCUGGACACAUUCUUCCAGCCCUUGAAUGUACGGGUGGCACUAGUGGGCCUGGAGGCCUGGACCCAGGUGGACCUGGUGGAGAUAAGCUCGAACCCAAGCAUUACGCUAGACAACUUCCUCCAUUGGCGCCGGGCAGAGUUGCUGCCUCGAUUACCCCAUGACAGUGCCCAGCUGGUGACUGCUACUUCAUUCUCUGGGCCCAUGGUGGGCAUGGCCAUUCAGAACUCCAUCUGCUCUCCUGACUUCUCAGGAGGUGUGAACAUGGACCACUCCACGAGCAUUCUGGGAGUUGCCUCCUCAAUAGCCCAUGAGCUAGGCCACAGUCUAGGCCUGGACCAUGACCUGCCUGGAAGCAGCUGUCCCUGUCCAGGUCCAGCCCCAGCUAAGAGCUGCAUCAUGGAGGCCUCCACAGACUUCUUGCCAGGCCUGAACUUCAGUAACUGCAGCAGACAGGCCCUGGAGAAAGCACUCCUGGAUGGCCUGGGAAGUUGCCUCUUUGAACGGCCACCCAGCCUGUCCCCUACAGAUCCUGUCUGUGGAAAUAAGUUUGUGGAGCCAGGCGAGCAGUGUGACUGUGGCUUCCCGGAUGACUGCACAGAUCCCUGCUGUGAUUCCUUCACCUGCCGGCUGAGGCCAGGGUCACAGUGUGCAUCCAGUGGGCCCUGUUGUCAAAACUGCCAGCUGCGCCCAGCUGGCUGGCAGUGCCGUCCUCCCAGAGGUGACUGUGACUUGCCUGAGUUCUGCCCAGGAAACAGCUCCCAGUGCCCCCCUGACGUCAGCCUGGGGAAUGGCGAGCCCUGUGCUGGUGGACAGGCCGUGUGCAUGCAGGGACGUUGUACCUCCUAUGCCCAGCAGUGCCAGGCACUCUGGGGACCUGGGGCCCAGCCUGCCUCAUCUCUUUGCCUCCGUACUGCCAACACUAGGGGGGAUGCCUUUGGGAACUGUGGCCGUAACCCCAAGGGCAGCUACGUGUCCUGUGCCCCUAGAGAUGCUAUCUGUGGACAGCUCCAGUGCCAAGGGGGUAGAGCCCAGCCUCUGCUAGGGUCAGUCCAGGACUUGAUCUGGGAGAUGCUGGAAGCUAAUGGGACUCAGCUGAAUUGCAGCUGGGUGCACCUGGACUUGGGCAACGAUGUGGCCCAGCCCCUCCUGACUCUGCCUGGCACAGCCUGUGGUCCUGGCCUGGUAUGCAUUGAUCAUCGAUGCCAGCCUGUGACUCUCCUAGGGGCACAAGAGUGUCGAAGCAAAUGCCAUGGGCAUGGGGUCUGCGACAGCAAUAAGCACUGUCACUGUGAGGAGGGAUGGGCACCCCCUGACUGCACCACCCAGAUCAGAGAAACCAGCUCCCUGACCACAGGGCUGCUCCUCAGCCUUCUGUUGUUGCUGAUCCUGGUGCUGCUCGGUGCCAGCUACUGGUACCGUGCCCACCUGCGCCAGCGGCUCUGCCAACUCAAGGGACCCAACUGCCAAUACAGGGCAGCUCAGUCUGGUCCCCCAGAGCACCCAGGACCCCCGCAGAGGGCCCUGCUGAUGCUAAGCACCAAGACUAGUGCUCUCGGCUUCCCGGCCCCUCCUUCCAGGCCGCUGCCACCUGACCCUGUGCCCAAGAGACUGCAGGCCAAGCUGGCUGAGCGACCCAAUCCCCCCACUCGCCCUCUCCCCGCCGAUCCGGUGGUGAGGCAACUGAAGUCUCAGGGGACUGGCAAGCCCCCACCCCCAAGGAAGCCAUUGCCUUCUGACCCCCAGGGCCGGCGCCCAUCAGAUAACCUGGCUGGCCCAGGAACUAGAAUUCCACCCCAAGUGAUACCUUCCAGGCCAGCACCACCACCGCCAGCAGUGCCUUCCCUCAACCUCUGA
Molecule: messenger RNA, 2589 nt
Organism: Orycteropus afer afer
Lineage: Eukaryota; Metazoa; Chordata; Mammalia; Tubulidentata; Orycteropodidae
Gene: ADAM15
Product: ADAM metallopeptidase domain 15
Exons: 23
Coding region: 1-2589 (862 amino acids)
Biological process (GO): innate immune response; proteolysis; integrin-mediated signaling pathway
Molecular function (GO): metalloendopeptidase activity; integrin binding
Source: RefSeq, a predicted model, not a curated record